This is a messenger RNA of Puma concolor (puma), 1199 nucleotides long. It is a transcript of the gene PIPOX, whose product is annotated as pipecolic acid and sarcosine oxidase. Gene Ontology annotation, cellular component: peroxisome. The record is from RefSeq and is a predicted model, not a curated record. NCBI's taxonomy places the organism in Eukaryota, Metazoa, Chordata, Mammalia, Carnivora, Felidae. Gene Ontology annotation, molecular function: sarcosine oxidase activity; flavin adenine dinucleotide binding; L-pipecolate oxidase activity.
AUGGCUGCUCAGAAAGAUCUCUGUGAUGCCAUUGUGAUCGGGGCAGGCAUCCAGGGCUGCUUCACGGCAUACCAUCUGGCCAAACACAGGAAGAGGGUCAUCCUGCUGGAGCAGUUCUUUCUACCGCACUCCCGAGGAAGCUCCCAUGGGCAGAGCCGGAUAAUCAGAAGGGCAUAUCCUGAAGACUUCUACACCCAGAUGAUGGAUGAGUGCUACCAGAUAUGGGCUCAGCUGGAGCAUGAGGCUGGGACCCAAUUACACAGGCAGACGGGGCUACUGCUGCUGGGAAUGAAGGAGAAUUCAGAAUUAAAAACGAUCCAGGCUACUUUGUCUAGACAGGGCGUGGAGCACCAGUGCCUUUCAGCUGAGGAGCUGAAACAACGUUUCCCCAAUGUUCUGUUGGCUAGGGGAGAAGUGGGGGUCUUGGACAAGUCCGGAGGAGUUCUCUAUGCAGACAAGGCCCUCAGAGCCCUGCAGGAUGCAAUUCGACAUCUGGGAGGCCUAGUGUGUGAUGGAGAGAAGGUGAUGGAGAUAAAACCGGGGUUCCCAGUCACGGUGAAAAGUAUGGCCGGGAGCUACCAAGCCAAGAGCUUGGUCAUCACAGCGGGCCCUUGGACCAACCAGCUCCUCCGUCCCCUGGGAAUAGAGCUGCCUCUGCAGACCCUGCGAAUCAAUGUGUGUUAUUGGCGAGAGAAGGUUCCCGGAAGCUACGGUGUGUCCCAGGCCUUUCCUUGCUUCCUAGGCCUGGGCCUCAGCCCGGCUCCCCACCACAUCUACGGGCUGCCCUCCGGAGAAUACCCAGGGCUGAUGAAGGUCUGCUAUCACCACGGCAACAAUGUAGAUCCUGAGGAGCGGGACUGCCCGGAAGCAUUCUCAGACAUCCAAGACGUCCAGAUCCUGGGCCGCUUUGUCAGAGAUCACUUACCUGACCUAGAGCCCAAGCCUGCCCUUUUGGAGCCCUGCUUGUACACGAACACCCCUGAUGAGCACUUCAUUCUUGAUCGACACCCAAAGUAUGACAACGUUGUCAUCGGUGCUGGAUUCUCUGGACAUGGAUUCAAGCUCUCCCCUGUUGUGGGGAAGAUCCUGUAUGAAUUAAGCAUGAAAUUAACGCCAUCGUAUGACUUGACACCUUUUAGAAUGAGCCGCUUCCCCGGCCUGGGCAAAGCCCACCUCUGACCCCUGGCCAGCGCCUCCUU